UUUCUCUUCAGUCAACUCAAUGCAGUUCAAUCCUCUUCCUCCUGACGGUUAAGUUCUCUUAAACACAGAAAUGUUUAAACUUAAGUUAAGGCGCCAGAGUCUGUUUGCAAACUAUAAAUUACGAGACAGCUUGAAUGUAUCUCAGCACCAAGGGAAUGAUUUUGCUUUGGAAAAAGAAUGUGCCUUGAAACCGUGGAGUUCCAUGCAAGAACUUGGGUCUGAUAUCUAUGAAAUUAAUUAUGAUGAUAUAGAAUCUGAUGAUGAAUCACCGACUAUUCGCCAAUACAGCACUGAUUCUUCUUCAAAGGAUAAUGAGUUGAAUAUUAACGUUGGAGGCAAAGUUUUCCAGAUUGCCUACAUGGCUGCAGCCCGUUUUCCUAAGACCCGGCUUGGAAAAUUGGCCACUUACACGGACUCCACGAGGAAAUUGGGUUUGUGUGAUGAUUACAGUGUUCCAAACAAUGAAUAUUUCUUUGACCGUGAUCCUGCAAUCUUCCACCAUAUCUUUAACUUCUACAGGACAGGGGUUCUGUGGAUCAAAAAUGAGCUCUGUCCCAGAAACUUUCUCGAGGAGAUCCAUUACUGGGGUAUACGGAUCAAAAACAGUAAUAGGUGCUGUCGAAUCUCUUUUGAAGAGAGACAAGAUGAAUUGAAUGAGCAGCUCAAGGUCCAGCGAGAACUGCAAGCCGAGCUUGAGGUAGAGGAAGAUGAGGAGCACUUCCGAGAUUUGAAAUAUGGUCACCAGAGAAGAGUCAUCUGGAACUUAAUGGAAAAGCCAUUCUCUUCAGUAAUAGCUAAGAUGAUGGCAGUUGCUUCCAGUUUGUUUGUAUUAAUCUCCAUUGUAGCCAUGGUCUUGAACACAGUUGAAGAGAUGCAGUACACAAGCGCAGCUGGCCAGCUGAGUGGACAUACUUACAUGGAGCAUGUAGAGACCAUUUGCAUCAUUUUCUUUACUACAGAAUACCUGCUAAGAAUAAUGUCCACACCAGACAUUGAGAAAUUUGCACGGAGUGUUCUAAAUGCAGUUGACCUCAUUGCAAUCCUUCCCUUUUAUCUCCAAGUCACCUUAGAAUGUUUCGAGGAUGAAGACUAUGGGAGACACGAUCAGGAUAUUGAGAAAGUGGGCAGAGUGGGAAAAGUUGGCCAAGUGCUGAGGAUUAUGAGAUUGAUGAGAAUUUUCCGGAUUUUAAAACUUGCUCGGCAUUCCACUGGAUUGAGGGCCUUUGGUUUCACACUGAAGCAAUGUUACCAGCAGGUUGGCUGUCUUUUCCUUUUUAUAGCCAUGGGCAUAUUUUCCUUUUCUGCUCUGGUCUUCUCUGUUGAACAUGAUGUCCCACACACUAAUUUUACCUCCAUACCUCAUGCCUGGUGGUGGGCUGCGGUUAGCAUUUCCACUGUAGGCUACGGAGAUGUCUGCCCAGAAACAGUGCUUGGAAGGAUUUUUGCUUUUGGCUGCAUUGCUUUCGGGAUCAUAUUGAAUGGCAUGCCAAUCUCCAUUCUCUAUAAUAAAUUCUCAGACUACUAUUCACAGCUCAAAAGCUAUGAAUAUACAACAUCAUCAAAGCAGCGAGGAAAGAUCAAUUUCUCAGGAAGAGUAUUGAGGAAGAUGCUGGAAUGUUGUGGAGGGGUCCCACACCAUCACUUACCAAGAGAAUAAUAACUUACCCUCAGACAAUGACCUGAGUUUGAUAUAUCCUUCUUUUCUUUCUUCAGUAACCAGAAGAAAUAUUUCAUGUUUAAAAUCCAAGGGAUCAAUUGACAUCCCCGCAAAAAAAUGAGAAUAAAUGCAACCAGAAGUGCUCUAUCGGUUUCAUAGUUAACCUGCAAAGCAUGAAAUGUAGAGUAUAAAUGUUGUUAAAUAUAUUAUUAUUCAGGAUUACUUUCCACACAGUGGAUUUAAUUCAAUCAAAAAGCAAAUUCUUGGGUAAAAUGCUGUUAAAUAACAUGCCAUAGGUUUUGAGAAGUGUGAUUAUUACCAAACAGAAUGUUGCAUAGAAGAAUUGUAACAAUAGUAAGGGGCUAGGUCAUCAAUACUUUGGAAGAUUGCUACAGGAAGAGAUAAGAUUUGAGUGAUGCUUCUCAGAAAUCCUGAAAGUGGCAUUCCACAGGGAUCCUUGAUGAAGACAUUGUUAUUUAUCAUUGACAUAAAUGGUCUAGGCUUAACCUUGGAGGUACAGUGUUAAAAUUUGCAAGUGAUAUCCAAGUAAGGAUGCAGGUUAAUACUGUGGAGGUCUACAAUAAUUUAUGUGAAGGCAAAAGGGUUUACCAAAAUGUGGAUGAGCAUCAAUUAACUUUGGUGCAGUGUGGACCGUGGGAAUGUAACUUUUGGCUGAAAGAACAAAGUGCAAGUUUUUUCUUGGAAAUAGAAAUAAACAAGUUGGGCAGAGGAGCAAAGAUAUCAAGGAAUGCAGAUAACUAAAACACUAAAAGUAAUGCUACAAAUUGAAACGUCCCUAUCAAUCACAAAGUAUUGGGCUUCAUUAAUACAGGAAUAGAAUAUUAAAGCAGUUAGCUAAAGUUAACUUUAUAUUGAAUGUUAGUUAAACAAUACUUGAGAUAAAAUGCAUAGUUCUGGUCUCCAAUUUACAAACAGAUAUUAUAGAGCUGGAGGUGACACAGAAAAGAUUUUCUCAGAUGUUAACAGCACCGAAUGAAUGCAACCACCAAGAAAGAUUGAGCAGAGCAGACUGUAGUUCUUUGGAUAGGAGAAGACCAAGACAAGAUAAGACAAUUGACUUUAAAAUUAAGAAUUGGUUUAUUAUGAUGUUUAUGGAAAAACUAGGAGUCAGUAAAGACAUAAACAUAAGAUCGCUACUAAGAGAUGAGCAGUCCAAAGGUAUGCAGAUUUAGGUGGAUUAGUCAUGCUAAAUGGCCCAUAGUAUCCAGAGAUGUGUAGGUUAGGUGGAUUAAUGAUGGGAAAUGCUGGGUUACGGGGAUAGGAGGGGUCUGAGUGGGAUGCUAUAUGGGGAUCCGGUUCAGAACUGAUGGGCCGGAUGGCCUGCUUCCGCACAGUAGGGAUUCUAUAAUUUGCUAGGAUUUUAUUCGAGAUCAAAUAAAUAAUUUAGGAGACUCCUCUUCAUGCAAUAUGGUUAAAAUGUGAAACCCAAGCUAAUUUGUUGACUAAAACAAACAGCACUGAAGAGCUUAUAGACGCUCGAGUAUAUGAAUGAAAAUGGAGACAACAGAGUCAGAGAUAAUUAGAAUAUGAGCAGAUUUACAUGGGGCAUGAAUGUUAACAUUGACCAAUUGGAAUAGAUUGUUCCUGCGCUGUAUGUAUCUGUAUGUAAGUUCCUGUAAAUUUCAAUA
Messenger RNA from Stegostoma tigrinum, 3306 nucleotides. RefSeq names its product potassium channel, subfamily V, member 2a (gene kcnv2a). Gene Ontology annotation, biological process: potassium ion transmembrane transport; protein homooligomerization. The coding region runs from base 71 to 1657 and encodes 528 amino acids. The transcript has 2 exons. NCBI's taxonomy places the organism in Eukaryota, Metazoa, Chordata, Chondrichthyes, Orectolobiformes, Stegostomatidae. Gene Ontology annotation, molecular function: voltage-gated potassium channel activity; protein binding. The record is from RefSeq and is a predicted model, not a curated record. Gene Ontology annotation, cellular component: membrane; voltage-gated potassium channel complex.